AUGGGGAGCCUACCUGAACUCCACGUCGUGAUUGUUGGUGGUGGCAUUGCUGGCCUAGCCGCUGCAAUUGCUCUCCGGCAUCUAAACCGGCGCAUUACCGUCCUGGAACGCUCUCGCAUGCUUCGCGAGGUUGGUGCCCUGCUAUCCCUUCAGCCCAAUGCCAGCAAGAUCGUCAGCAAAUGGAACCUGGACAGUUUCCUCCAACGAACAGAGCCACUAAUCGAUGGUGGCUUUCGAAUCUUUGACGCUGAUGGCAAGUGUGUGAGGGAGCUUGCAUUCGAGACAUCUCAAUUUGGUGCGGAUCGCAUCCUUUAUCACAGACAAGACCUACAGGCAGCUCUUGGAGAUGCGGCAACAAGUGAGCAUCUUCCUGGGAAGCCAGCAGAUAUUCGAACUGCGAGCCAAGUUGUGAGUGUCGAUUGCGAAGAGGGAAUCAUCACACUGGAGUCUGGAGAGGAGAUCCAUGGCGACGUGAUCAUUGGCGCAGAUGGUAUUCACAGCGUCGUGAGAACAGCUGUUCUAGGUGAGGAAAGGGGAGCCUUGCCUACCGGGACGUCUGCAUACCGCAUGCUCAUCCCCAUUGAGAAGCUUGAAGGUAUAUCAACUCCUGAAAAGCUACUUGAUGCUCGCGAUCCUUACACCACAAUGAUCAUGGGCCACGACCGACGUGUCAUCAUGGGCCCUGGUCGGGGCGGAAAGCUGUACGGCAUCGUCGCUCUGGUCCCAGAUGAGAAACUCUCCGAGAAGAGCUCGGAUAGCUGGGUCUCUCCGGGGAGCAUCGAAAAACUCCUUGAAGCCUACUCGGAUUUCCCCUCUUGGCUGCACGACAUAUUCCGAGCUUCACCAGACGUUGCAUUAUGGCAGCUCCGUGAUAUUGACCCGCUGCCACACUGGGUACGCGGAAGAGCUAUCCUCAUCGGCGACGCGGCGCAUGCCAUGCUCCCGACUCAAGGACAGGGAGCUUCCCAAAGCAUCGAGGAUGCAGAGGCAUUACAGGCUUUCUUGGCCGAUGUGCAGUCCAGAGGCGAAGUUGGAGCAGCCUUAAACCGAGUGUUUGAUGUCAGGUACGAGCGGGCAUCGCUGAUACAGAAGUUCAGCCGGGAACAAGCAAAGCCAGCGACGGAUGGUGCUUCCAGAGAGGUGAAGUUAGAUCCGGCUCAGUUUCUCAAGUACAACUGCGACUAUGAGGGUGCAUUGGACUGGGAGGACAGGCAGAAGAGAGGGAUAGACAAGCCCUGA
Molecule: messenger RNA, 1239 nt
Organism: Fusarium keratoplasticum
Lineage: Eukaryota; Fungi; Ascomycota; Sordariomycetes; Hypocreales; Nectriaceae
Exons: 2
Coding region: 1-1239 (412 amino acids)
Molecular function (GO): monooxygenase activity; FAD binding
Source: RefSeq, a predicted model, not a curated record